This is a messenger RNA of Girardinichthys multiradiatus, 4236 nucleotides long. RefSeq names its product O-GlcNAcase like (gene ogal). Gene Ontology annotation, molecular function: beta-N-acetylglucosaminidase activity. Lineage: Eukaryota; Metazoa; Chordata; Actinopteri; Cyprinodontiformes; Goodeidae. Gene Ontology annotation, biological process: glycoprotein metabolic process. The record is from RefSeq and is a predicted model, not a curated record. The coding region runs from base 290 to 2326 and encodes 678 amino acids. The transcript is spliced from 17 exons.
GGCCGGCUCACCCGACGGUUGACUGAGGGGAGUAUAACAGCUGUCUCUGAAGACGCCCACCUGCCGUGAAGAGGAAGAGCAACAGCAGAGAAGAGUUGGCGUUCAGACCGGGUGUAGAUCAACCUUACAGCUGGGUAGACCAGGUGUGUUUACUCAUCCUGCGAUAAGACAGGGUCAUAAACCAGUGAAUGAAAGCAAAGGUUGGUGCAGAGCCAUGCCAUUUCCGUUUGAACAUUGCUAAGGCUCCGGCUGGACAAGAGGCGACGACGCUUUGUGUUACACUGAGGACAUGUCCACACCUGGCAGGGACAAGAGACACUUCAUCAGUGGGGUGGUGGAAGGGUUUUAUGGGCGACCAUGGACCAUGGAGCAAAGAACAGAGCUCUUUAAAAGGGAGCAGAAGUGGGGUCUGAACACGUACCUGUACGCUCCCAAGGAUGACUACAAACACAGGAUGUACUGGAGAGAGUUAUAUUCUCCUGAGGAGGCAGAGCAACUGGUUGCCCUGAUUUCAGCAGCUGAAAAUAAUCAGGUUGAGUUCAUCUAUGCAAUCUCUCCUGGUCUGGACAUCACCUUCUCCAACCCCAAAGAGGUAGCUUCCCUGAAGAGGAAGCUGGAUCAGGUAAGGCAGUUUGGCUGCAGGUCUUUCUCUCUGCUCUUUGACGACAUCGAGAGGGAGAUGUGUCCAGCUGACAAGGAGGCCUUCAGCUCCUUCGCCCACGCCCAGGUGGCCAUCACCAACGAGGUGUACCAGCACUUGGGAGACGCAAAGACUUUCCUUUUUUGCCCAACAGACUAUUGUGCUGCUUUCUGCACCCCCAAUGUGUCCCAGUCCUCAUAUUUGCAGACCGUGGGGGAAAGGCUCCUGCCUGGUAUCGACAUACUGUGGACCGGUCCAAAAGUGGUAUCCCACAAAAUCUCAGUUGAAUCCAUAGAGGAGGUGACGACUGUCCUGAAGAGGGCACCAGUCAUCUGGGACAAUAUUCACGCCAAUGAUUAUGACCCUCAAAGGCUUUUCCUGGGACCAUAUAAGGAUCGACCCACUGAGCUGAUUCCUAAACUCAGAGGAGUGCUCACAAACCCCAACUGUGAGUUUUAUCUAAACUUCGUGGCUAUCCACACUUUGGCAACAUGGUGUAAAUCUUCAGCUGCUGAAGGAAGAAGAGAUUUGGACAUGGGUUACAGCCCUCAGGAGGCGCUGACCCUGGCCCUCUCAGACUGGCUGCAGGAGUUCAUGAGCACAGAUCAGCCGGGAGGUGCUUGUCGCCUCAAAAAAGAGUUGUCAGAUGAGGAGCCCAUGCAGACAGAUGUGGGUGAAAGUCCCUAUGUUCCCGGACCAGGAGAGAACCCACUGUAUACAGCCGAACCUCUGACUAUGGAUGACCUGAAUCUGCUCUCUAACCUCUUCUACCUGCCGUACGAGCACGGGGCCACGGCCAGAAUCAUGUUGGAGGAGCUGGACUGGCUCAAAAACCACUGUCAGGAUGCUGCAGCACAGACGGAAGAGUGGUGCGGUCGGGCAGGAAAGUUUGACGGCAUGUGUGAAGCAGUGGUGCAGAUGUUCAGCCGUCUGUCGAACGCCCCGAACCGCAGCGUUCUGUACGAUCUGUACAACUACAUCUGUGACAUCAAGAGUGGGGUCGGACUGGCACGAACCUACGUUAAAACACUCGGAAGCCAGGAUCAACCCUCAGCUCAGAUAAUGAAUGAUGAUCCUGAACCUUGGGACUUUCGGGGAGGCCUCUCUGGAGAGUUUCAGAGGAUGCUACCAGGACAUGGAAAUAGGGACCUGUUCAAACACCCUCCCAUGACUGCAGUUUACUGCAUACGUUCUUACUGCACCGAGGACAAGGCUGAGGUGCAGAAGAUUUUUAAGGAGUUGCAGAGAGGAGAGGGUCAAAUCCCCCUGCAGCCUAAACUUAUCAGUGACAGCCUGUCGUCGGGUGAAAUCGCCCCCUCUCCACAUUGUGCUCUUGUUGUUGAGGAUGACAUUGGGGUUUGUGGAUAUGCACUGGGACUUACUGAUGCCAAACAAGCUGCAGGCAUGGAUCAGAGGCCAGGAAGUGACACCUUGUUAAAGGAUUUCCCCUCCCUGGUUGUUGCCCAAGUACUCCCUCGCGUCACUGAUCCAUCCCCGGUCAAGCGUAUGAUCACUCAGCUGUUGUCCUCCAUCAGGAACAGUGGCUCCAGAGGAGUUUUCUGUGACCUGAGGCAGAGCAACAGGAGGAUGCUCGACUUUUACUCUAAACUCGGCUCCUUCGAACACAUUCCCAUGGACAAGAGUCUUCCUCAGGAUAUCGUCGUCAUGGCAACACAGUUCCAGUAGCAUAAAGUGUUUUGGAUGUUGGAAAACUGUUUUAUUAUGUUUGUCAGUUUGACUCAAUUCAUUCUUCUUGUAGUCUUGUAAUCAGAAUUGAUUUUGUAAGCUUAACUCUGUAAGGAAUAUUUCAUUUCACAAAAUUGGGAGCCACCACACACAUUUAAACCCUCAGCAUUGAGUUUAUUUAAAUUUGUGGGACGUUUAUCAAGGUGACAUCAGCAAGACAAUUUAAACGAAUGACAGCUUUUAUUUUUAUCUAUUAGACAAUACAAAGGGAGUAUAUUAAGGAUUAAUCUUUGAUUAAAAAGAUUUUUCUUUGUUCUCUGGCUUUAAAAGCAUAACACAUGAUUCAACAUUGAACAAAUAACUUGCUAAUAGCUGCAGCUGAUGUGCAAGAACAGCAACGACAAACAUCCUGCCUCAUGCAGAGUAACCGUGCUUCAUGGUGCCUCAAUAGAUGUAAUGUGUCUGCUCCAAUCAGCAGUGAUCUCUGAAGUCAUUGCAUCGAUUAAAUGACGAGGCUUAGUUUUUCCUCAGCAGUAAAACAGAGACAGGAGUGAGCUUCAGAUUAAGGACACUUUUCCAUUUGUUGAAUCGUUAACCCUGAGUGAUCAGCUAAGAGGCGCUGCACGUAAAGAGAUCCACUCUGCCUGUGUUCGCGCUGCUUUUCAAAAUAAAAUCCCUGAUUUAGAAAAAAACGUGCUGAUGUACAAAUUUUCAAUUGCAAAAAAAGAAGUCAUCAAAUGCAAAGUGUACUGUGAAAUAAAAAGCAAACUUACACAUAUCAAACACUGAAAAUGGAAUGUAAAAAAUUUUAUUUCCCAGUGCCAGGAAACCAACCAAUACAAAUUAACUCUACGGUUCAAAUGCAGCAUUAAAAGCCCAAAAUGUUUGACAUUCCUGCCCAUGAUGAUUAUAUAAACUUCUGACUGAAAAAAGGCUUCAAAGAAAACUGGAAACAUAUUGGAAGAGGCAUAUUGGAAAUAAUUGUUCUGGUGAGGUUGACUGACAACAUAAUAACACAAACAGCUUCUAAGUCUGAAUUCCUCAAAACAUGGGGGUGUCAUGAAAACAAUUAGCCGAUUUCACUUUCUGAGAAACAGGAGAGGUAUCUACCAAUCUGUCUCCAGUCUACUUGGAGGCAUCUACAUGCCCUGAAAGGCAAGUGAGAAAAAGAAAUUCAGAGGCUACAGUUCAUGGGUUCCCAGAAAGAGCAGUCCUGGGGGCCAAUGGUCAUUUGUCCAACAUAUAUUCUUGAUCAACGCUGUAGUUAAUUCUAUAUCUCACAUGAUUAUACAAUCUUGGUAUGAUAACAACACAGCAUGGCAACCAAAUACACUGUUUGUGAUAAUACUGUAUUUUAUUUUACUUUACAACAAUCUCAUUUAGAAGAGGGGACACUGGUUCUUGGAAACCAGCCCGUUGACUAUCCAUUUGAAUAAUACAGUUGUUAGUGAAGGCUGGUGGUUUUAUUCUAGUGGCAGAGCCAAGUAUUACAAGAACAAACAAAAAAAUAAGCUUCUGAAAACUUUUUUUCUCACUUGUUUGGUAGAACCGAAAAAAAAAAGAAUAACUUACAAAUACUUUAGUUUUUUUUUCUCACUUGUCUUUCAGGGCUUCACAAGUCUGUUCACGAGGCUGAAACAAAUAUUGUCUAGUUUAUGUUAUGGCCAGGAGUUCAAUAUCUACAUCUGAACUCCCUGCAUGGACCUUAUUGGUAAAAUCAUUUUAAGAAUGCAUCCAUAAAUGAAAGCUGAAGAUAUUUUAAAAAGAAAACAAAUAAGUGCACUGAUAUAAAGAAAAGGGUACUAAGCUAUUAAAUAAUUUUUUUUUAAACUAAAAUUAUAUCCUCCAUGCUAAUGUGCUCGUCAUCAUCAGUAGUGAAGAAUAAAAACACUAGAAAACUGGUCCUGUAA